Branchiostoma belcheri (Belcher's lancelet) is the source of this 2428-nucleotide messenger RNA. RefSeq lists its product as uncharacterized. The record is from RefSeq and is a predicted model, not a curated record. Gene Ontology annotation, biological process: potassium ion transport; detection of calcium ion. Lineage: Eukaryota; Metazoa; Chordata; Leptocardii; Amphioxiformes; Branchiostomatidae. The transcript has 7 exons. The coding region runs from base 309 to 1649 and encodes 446 amino acids. Gene Ontology annotation, molecular function: potassium channel regulator activity; calcium-activated potassium channel activity. Gene Ontology annotation, cellular component: voltage-gated potassium channel complex; membrane.
CAGUAAGCAAAGCAACAAAAUGGCGGACGACGAAGAAAAACUACAAAUUCCAACAACUUUAGAUUAGUUUUCGAGAAAAGUGGCCCGAACUGGGAACUUUUUACUUCAAUUUCUAUAACAGCAAGUAUGUAUGUUAAUUUUCCUUGAGAGUUAUGGCUGUAAAAGUUUCAAAUCCAGCUGUGCAUGCGCGAAAACAAACUUGUUUCCAGAGUAAGAGGUGUUGACUUUGACUGUUGAGUGUUGUUUGUGCAUCUGCGUGAAAAACAACAGCGUUCUUGUUACGUGUUCCCCCAGCAAACUGUGCAAACAUGAGCUCCAGUUCACACACCCAUCCCUCUAACGGCCACAUACCGAACGGUGGGGCACCGAACGGGUCCGGGCCGCGUGCCGGGGGCAGGAAGAGGCUCUUCGCGAAGAAGAAACUUGAGAGGCUAGCGCUGAGGAGGGAGAGGCACAAACGGAUGACCAAGAUGGAAAUUCUGAAGGAGAAAGUCGCGGACAAACUAAAACUGUUCCUGAUCUUCGCCUUGCCCGUGGUGUUGAUGGGGUUUAUUCUGUUGGUGUUGAUAGGAAUUUACGUCGUGAGGCCUUACAACGAAGGUCAGCAGUUUGUGGAGUCGAGCUGUCAGACCGUCGCAACCCACUACCUGAACGAGGGCAGCUGCAGCAGCCACACAGAUGUGUUCCAGCCUUGUCUGCAGGUUUAUGUUCAUCACACUGCAGCGAACUCAGACAUCCCAGUGGUUCUGAUGGAAAACGAACAAGCUCUAAUGUACUGUGAACAGUGUUCUCUGACGUUUGGGAGACAUGCCCUGUUCACAGACCCAUUCUCACCCUGUGCGGAUGGAUGGAAGGAUGAUUACAACAAACAGUCUUGUGCUGAAGGCUACAGGAUUCAGUAUGAGAAGGCCAACACAACCUACCCCUGCUACUACAACCCAACAAACCCAGAACAUGUAGUGAGGGAAAUUACGUUGACCAGUGGCAAAGUUGUGAACCUUGUCUUGUGGCCUCUCCUCCUGUGUCUGGUCUACAUGGCAGCUGUGGUGUAUGUUCUAUACGAGAGAAGAAUCAGGAAACAACGUGACCAGCAGGUCACAGCAGACGUCCAGACUCAGGAGGAAGAGGAGGUCCAGCGCCGCAAGAACCAGAGCAAGCGGCGGAAGAUCCCGUGUCGCCACAGCCACAUCAGCAACGCCAGCGGCUUCCUGGUCCCCAGCUCCUCGUGCAACUGCCUGGACCACCUCACCAACAACCGCACCUCUCCCACCAACCAGCUGCCAGAUCUGGCCCCCUCUGUCUCCGACAUCCCCGAAGGCUUGCUGAUGUUCAGCAGUAUUGACUACCUGGAUCUGGACACGGCCGGGUUGGGACAUUUAGACCUGGCGGUGUCGGACCACGGCGGGAGCUAUGUCUACCUGUCAGGUCUUGAGCAGCAGCUGGAGGCAUCGGUGUACACGAACGCCUUUGCACGCAACACUCCCCCCAGGCCGUACAGUAUCAGCAGUGACUCGGAGGCAGUACACGAGAGUGAUAUUGACUACUACUUCAGUAGCUUUGCCAACGGGGACCAGUACCAGUCAGCAGGAAGUGACCAGUUCUCGUACGAUCCCUUCUAUGCCAUGACUGAUGAGGAGUCCAGAGUGUGAGAGGAGAAGUCUAAAGCUAAUCAAAUAAAGUUUGCAAACUUCAGUUCAGUUGCUCAAAUUAUUGGUUUUAUCCUUGGCAUGUACCCUCAUGUAAUCGGGCAUGGUGCUCCUCCCAAAGUGGGUAUCAAUCAAUCAAUCAAUCAAUCAAUCAGUCUAUUGAAAACAAAAACACCUGGCAGAGUCCUUGUGAAGAAAAGUAGACAAACUUAUCAAUGAUGUAAGGUGUAACGAUAAAGUAACAAUAAAGAUAUGACUGAGUGACUGAUAGUAGUAGCCCAAUACCAGCAACUGUGGAUCCUCGAGAGUUCUUGGUAACAGAGGAUGAUGAUGAUAAUAGACUGACCUCAAGUUUCCAAAUGUAUUUUGAAAGGUUUGCUCAUCUUUAACCAAUUAUGGUGCACUUGUCUUGUACAUACAGCCAGGACCAAUGGGUCUACUUCCCACCACUGUCUGCACAAUGUUUAUGUCAUGAACAUGUGGCUGCUCUUUCUCUAAUCUACAAUUAAUGUGAAUUCCACUUUGUGCACCAGAAAAUAAAAACUUGUAAUAUACAUUCCAUUAAUAGGGAGAGCAAAAAUAUCAUGAUCUGUAAAUGUUUGGUCUUGGUUUAUGUAUUUAUAGUCACAUAUUUUUAACAUUGUUAUCAAGUGUACAAAGAUAUUUUUGUAGCCUACAAAGUUUUUAACUAGAAAGAUACUUAAGGUCAAGUGCCUUAUUGUGUGGAUUUCCUAAAAGUGUUUCUAUUUUAUAUACACUGUUUGUAUUUGUGCACCAAAGAA